AUGGAACGCUUUAUACAGCAGCAUUGCUCAAAAAUCACUCAGCAACUUUCUGUUUCAUCAUUAACCUGAGCAUAUACUUUCAAAAAAAGAAUUAUCACGAGAUGAACACCAGACUCUGCCAUAGGGAUAAUUGGGUAUUUAAGAGGAUUCUGGAAAGGAUUAGCUGCAAGCGCUACCAGUUCUGUGGGACGAUUAAUGAACCAUUAUUCAUUCUCUUUAUUAACCAGGAUUAGUGAAGUUUAAAAAGUUAGAAUAAAAGGUUUUUUUAAAAAGAUGAUUUCUGUGGAGCUGCUCACCUACUUGUUCAGUGUGGUCUGCAUAGUGACAGUCCAUGCCCAGUUCCCCAGGGAGUGUGUGCAGUUGGAGGUAUUGCUGAGUGGGGAGUGCUGCCCUGCCCUCACCGCCGACCCCACCGAUCGCUGCGGCUCCAGCCUGGCCCGGGGCACUUGCGCCGAUAUUCGGGCUGACCCGGCUCGGCACGGCCCGCAGUACCCGCACGAUGGCUUGGAUGACCGGGAGCGCUGGCCCCUCCGCUUCUUCAACCGCAGCUGCCGCUGCACCGCCAAUUUCCACGGCCACAACUGCGGCAGCUGCCGCUUCGGCUGGAGCGGGGCCAACUGCCAACAGCCGGUCUUGGUGCAGCGGCGGGACGUGCACAGCCUGAGCCCCCGGGAGAGGCAGCGCCUGGUCCAGGCUCUGCACCUCGCCAAGCUCACCCCUCACCCCGAGCUGGUGGUGGCAACUCGCCACCUCUCCAACAUCACCGGGCCCGACGGUCAGAGCCCGCAGUUCCAAAACAUCUCCAUUUACAACCUGUUCGUCUGGACUCACUACUACUCGGUGAGUAAGACCUACCUGGGAGGAGGGCGGACCUUCAGUGGCAUCGACUUCUCUCAUGAGGGGCCCGCUUUUCUCACCUGGCAUCGCUACCACCUGUUGCAGCUAGAACGGGACAUGCAGGUAAUGCUGCGGGACCCCACUUUUGCACUCCCAUACUGGAAUUUUGCCACUGGAAGGAAUACCUGUGACAUCUGCACUGAUGAUCUGAUGGGAGCCAGAAGCAAUUUUGACCCUAUCCUCAUAGGUUCUAACUCAAUCUUUUCCCGGUGGCGAAACCUAUGUGAAAAUUUGGAAGACUAUGAUACCCUGGGAACUAUUUGCAAUGACACUGAAGGUGGUCCUAUCCGCCGGAAUCCAGGUGGGAAUUUUGCAAGACCGAUGGUGCAGCGUCUCCCUGACGCCCAGGAUGUAGCAAAAUGUUUAGAUGUAUCUGCUUAUGACACGCCACCCUUCUACUCCAAUUCAGCAGACAGUUUCCGCAACACAGUGGAAGGUUAUAAUGAUCCUUCAGGAAGGUAUGAUCCAACAGUUCGCAGUUUACAUAAUCUGGCACAUUUAUUUCUGAACGGCACUGGCGGACAAACCCACUUGUCCCCAAAUGACCCUAUCUUUGUUUUAUUGCACACAUUUACUGAUGCAAUAUUUGAUGAGUGGUUGAAGAGGAGUAAGGCAGAUUUAUCUGUCUUUCCGUUUGAAAAUGCUCCCAUAGGACAUAAUCGAGAGUACAGUAUGGUUCCUUUUUGGCCUCCUGUUACCAAUGCAGAAAUGUUUGUGACAGCAGCUGAAAAUCUUGGCUACACCUAUGAUGUUCAAUGGCCAAAUCAGCCACUCUCGUUGUUGGAGAUAAUAGCGGUGGGGAUUGUGGCUGCUCUAGUGUUGGUGGCUAUUGUUUUCACUGUCUCUACAUUAGCAUUACGCAACAAAAGAAGACGCUUCGCUGCAAGUGAGCUGAAUCAACCUCUCUUACAGACUCCGUAUCAACAGUACUCAGAUUAUGAUGUAUCAACAGUACCCCAAAGAGCCCCACCUUCUGCUAUCUGACUUUUUUUGUGCUUUCAUACCGUACCGAUCUGUUUCAAGAAAACAGACUGACUUCCUGUAACUGAGUUCAGUUCAAAGAUCAAUGUGAAGUAAACUGUAGAACUUCUAAACUCCAGGCCUGCUGUAGCAAUAGAUGAACAAAGCCACCUACAAUGAAAAUGGUUGCUUAUGGCUUAUUGGUAGUUAGGGCUUUCAGUAGGGUUUAAAAUUUAGACGUAUUGGUGAUAUUUUGUAGACCACAAAGUUAACUGUUCUGCUAAACUGUAUCUUCAAAAAAUUGUAACUUCAAUAAACUUGUAUUAAUAAUCUCA
This is a messenger RNA of Carcharodon carcharias (great white shark), 2192 nucleotides long. Its product is annotated as 5,6-dihydroxyindole-2-carboxylic acid oxidase-like. Gene Ontology annotation, cellular component: melanosome. Bases 274 to 1881 code for a protein of 535 amino acids. Gene Ontology annotation, biological process: melanosome organization; melanocyte differentiation. Lineage: Eukaryota; Metazoa; Chordata; Chondrichthyes; Lamniformes; Lamnidae. The transcript is spliced from 6 exons. The record is from RefSeq and is a predicted model, not a curated record. Gene Ontology annotation, molecular function: oxidoreductase activity.